ACUUAAAUCAUAGGGAUGGAUAAUAUAUACAAAUUCAAGGCGAGCUCUUCAGUGGGACAUCUGAAGAAUUUGAAUAACGACAAAUAGUUUUAUUCUGAAGAGGAAACCAGCAAAAAGGAGGAGGAGGAGAAACAGCUGAAAAAAGUUAGCAAACCCCCUAGUAAAAUGUCUCAAUUCAGCAAAAACGCUACAGGGUACUAGACUGAUGAUUCCGACAAAGAGACGCCUCGAAAUAAUAAAGUAGGACCCUCAAAUCAGAAAGUCUCUAAAUUUCGUAAUCUUGUGAAUGCAAAAAAGAUUGAGGGAGACAACGACGAUCCCAAUUAUGACGAUGAUGAUGACAAGCCAACAACCAUCCAAUAGUAAAUGCAACAUGUGCAAUAAUAAAAUGAGGAUCAAUACGAUAUAGAGUAGUAAGCAAAAUAGAUGCAGUAAAAAUAUGCAAAAACAGAUAAACCAAAGGAGAGCAAGAUGAAACACUCUAACACACAGUAACCACUGGAUGUGAAUUCCGAUGUUGAAUAGAUGAAAAACAAAUAACACCAGGAGGGUAAAUUGAAGAAUCAUCCCUUUCGACAUUUGAUAUAUGGUCCAAGUAUAGGUGAAAAUUCGUUUAACAAAUUUUUAUAACUCACUCAACGAGGUUUAGUAUAUGCUAAGAAAUGUCUCAAGGGUCCUUCAGAUAAGUUUAUUAAGUCAAAAAUGGUAUAAUUGCCAGAAUGCGUUAUUGUGAAGCCAAAAACUUUGUUGUUGGAUUUGGAUGAAACCUUGAUCCACAGUUGUUCUCAAAGGGAAGGUCCACAAGUCACAGUAACUGCAUUCGGAGAUUAUGGUGAAGAAGCCAAAAUUCAUUUCAAUAUUAGGCCAUUUUGUGCUUGGUUCUUGCAAUAAAUGAGUCAAUUGUACACCAUCUAUGUCUUUACUGCCUCCUCAUCUGCCUAUGCUAAUGCUAUUGUGAAUUAUUUGGAUCCCAAACGACAAUGGAUUUUAGGAAUUCUCUCUCGUGGAAAUUGUAUGGAGACAAAGAAUGGGUUCUUUAUUAAGGAUUUGAGAAUUGUUGGCAAUAAACAAUUGAAGGACAUGGUGAUUGUUGACAAUCUGGCUCAUUCCUUUGGAUUCCAAAUUGAAAAUGGUAUUCCCAUCUUAGAAUGGCACAACGAUUAGAGUGAUUAAGAACUUAAAUACUUGGCCACUUAUUUGAUGGAAGCAGCUGAUUAGGAAGACAUCAGAGUGUUCAAUACAUAGAGGUUAAAAUUGGAUCAACUUAUCGAAUAUAGUUUAGAAUGA
Paramecium tetraurelia is the source of this 1287-nucleotide messenger RNA. RefSeq lists its product as uncharacterized. Lineage: Eukaryota; Ciliophora; Oligohymenophorea; Peniculida; Parameciidae. Gene Ontology annotation, molecular function: phosphoprotein phosphatase activity. The transcript is spliced from 4 exons. The record is from RefSeq and is a predicted model, not a curated record.